AGUGCCGGGGUGGGGGGGAGGCUGGGGACGCAGCUCAGAGAAAAAUGCUCUGGAUUCAUUCUUACUACCAGAAAAAGAAAAACCUAUCUAACUAUAGAAUCAGCUGCACUCCAGCUAUUAGGACAUCACUAGAGGAUCGUCCUUGCCCUUUGCUCUCUUCAGGGUCUCGCCCAGGAAGCUGUGGGGCGUGAGAAGUUCAUAUACAUCUGCCUCGGUCCCCGCGCUGCAGAGGCAGAUACCAUUCCGCGGGUCCACGGGGGAGGAACCUCCUCCCGGAUGGAAGAGGGCGAAGCAGACCCUAGGAAAACAUGACGCACGCGCGGGCGGGGCUACCGCGCAGCCGCAGGCGCGCCUCCCCCAACAUCGUUUUUCCUCUCUGCGCUAGGGUGGGGCCUAACUUCCCUCCCUUCUCGCCCCGCCCUUCGCGUUGCUAUGGGGACCCAGCGCUCUCCCCCUCCCCAGUGGGCCAGUGGCGGAGCGGCGGGCCUGGUGUCCUCCUACGGUCUUGGUGGUGCCGACAGUGGCAGAACAUGGAGCCUUCAAGAACCAGUGUGGAUUCCAAGGGGAAGCAGCCGAGACUGGGCCGCUGCAAGCAUUUCUUUUGGCUGGGCGUCGUCUUCGACACGGUGGGCGUGGCGGUGCUGUUCACCGGGGUCUUCGCGGACCUGCUCUUCUAUGACAUGCUGCUGUACCUGGGUUCCAUCAUCAUCUUCCUCAGCCUGCUCUGGUGGAUCUCCUGGUACACCGGCAACAUAGAGUUGCUUCCCGAAGAGUCCUCCAAGAGGGGCUCCCAUAUGGCCGCCGCCCCCACGGCCGAAACUCUGCACCAGAGCGUCAGCCACCGCUUCUCCUGGACCAUCGGGAGCAUCUCCAACACCUUCCGGAUCCAGCGGCGGCACCUGCGGAGGUCCCUGAAGAAGAGGGCAAUCCUGACCAUGACCGUGGCAGGCCUGGAAGACGAGAGCAAGGGCAAAGACGGAAGGGAAAGCGUUAAGGACAGCGUUGACUCUCAAGAAAUCUGCAAAGAGAAUCUGGGCCCUAAGCCUGAAGAUGAAAACAAUCCAGAGGCAAUUGGCUCC
This is a messenger RNA of Fukomys damarensis (Damara mole-rat), 1079 nucleotides long. RefSeq names its product transmembrane protein 238 (gene Tmem238). The record is from RefSeq and is a predicted model, not a curated record. The annotation marks the transcript as partial. The transcript has a single exon. Lineage: Eukaryota; Metazoa; Chordata; Mammalia; Rodentia; Bathyergidae.